GCGGAGGGAGAUGCCGACAGUGCUCUCGUCCUCUCGGGUUUUCCAAGAGCCUUCUGUAAAGACGCCCAUGGUCAAAUUCAAAUCCUUCUUGGCCCGAUUCUCAGAGUCGAGUGUGACCGUUCUUAGAGACAAAAAGGACAAGAAUGGGAGAAAAUGGAAUGCCUCUACAGGUUCUUUUCGGAUAAAGAGAAAGCAGGGCGGUGAGCCGGACGGUGGAGAGCGGCCUGUACAGGUCAUUUCGCGGUCCAAAAGUGCAAAAAGGGAACGUACACCAGUCAUUGUGGUAGAAUCUGCAGAAGAAUUCGCGGAACAAGAGACUGCAAGCAGGAUCACGGUAGUGAACGUUGCCUCCAUGGAAAUGGCGGACGAGCCCGAGUCGACGACCCCUUUGUCGGAAAAAGAUGACUCGGACGUUCACAUCCCCGACUCCCCCAACCUAAACAUCUUUGAACCAACGGAGGACCUCUCUGAUCUUGUGACCGACGACCUCCUCAGCGACACAACCGUCACGCCACCCGAACAGGAUCCCAACCUGACGGACUCGGACGACAAUCUUCCCUUGUCGGUGGUCCUGAGCCGCAAUCCCUACCAGACGAGUCUUCCGCGCUCUGAAAAGAGUUUAUUGGAUUUGUAUGAUCGGGAUACAUUGGAACGGGCGCAGAUGGAGAAGGAGCAAGCAAGUAAGAUGGCAAUUGAUCAGAGUCAGGAACACGCUGGAGCGGACGUGCUGGCUUUGUAUGAUCAAAGUACGUUGGAGAGGGAGCAAGUGAUGAAUGGCGAUACGACUGUUGAUGAUGGUGGAGAACAGAAACCGGAUUUAUGUGGUAGGGUUGCAUCUGAGCGGAUGGAGGAUCAGAACGAGCAAAUGGUCGAUGAUGGUGGGGAACAGAAAACGGACUUAUGCGAUGGUGGUACACCGGAGCGGAUGGAGGAUCAGAGCGAGGAAAUGGUUGAUGAUCGGGCUCAGGAGCAAGUGGUUAUAGAGACUGAGGAAGACCUGAUGAAGUCAGAAGAGCUGUCGCAAGACAAAGGUGCAGACGCACAAGAGGCGCUUGAAUUGGACGACGCACCAGCUUGUCUGGAUCAGCACGAUCCAACUGAAACCCCUACGGAGGGGACCCUCCCCGAACCAAAUCUGGCUGUGCGUACCCCUCCCAAUACACACUCUGUGCCGUACGAUGCAAAGUACUCUGAAGAUUCUACAAGCUGGCAGGAGCCUGACGUUCUCGAUGGCGAUUUUGAAACAUACUCUCCAUCGAUUCAUUCCAAUCCAGUACCUGACCCUCCAACGGACACCGUGUUGCACCUUACGGUUCGAGAAGCGUUUUUGUGUGCUUCUCUCGGAGUUUCUGAGGAUGAGCUGAGCGAAAUGGAGGGCGUGGCGGUCGAGGUUAGUGAGGUUAUACAAGACGAUGGGAUUGGGCGUUCCGAUAUCCCUGCAUUGACGAACGAAACGAAGGAGGUGGAUAACUCCAAGACCUCCCCAUCCACAACGUCUAACCGCGCCGACCGCCCAUCCAUCGAUAUGCGACCCAGAAGCCUUGGACGCCCAACUUACAACGAUGAUGACGACUCUGACACGAUCCCUCUUGGGUUCCAUAACUACUCGUCCACAUCUUUACCUCUUCAAACCAAUCUACAAGUGAACCGCACGGAUCGGAAGCCUAACCCGCCAAAGAAGAGUAAAAUGCAAGCAUGUAUGCGAUGGAUGCGCAAACUUGUCGGCGGUGAGAAACGAGGAAAAAAGGAAAAGGGAAAAGGACGGGCAGUUGAAUCUGGAGUGGAGAACGUCAAGGUGGUUGAAGCUGCAUCCGGUAAACCUCCCGUCAUUAUACGAACGUCAAAUGUGGCAAGAUAUGCGUCAAAGUCGGAUGUGUAUCUGUCCGACUUGCGUGCUGAAGAUACGGACUCGGGGACCUUGGAACGACCGCAAAGGGUAUCCCUGUUUCGCCGCCCGGCAUCUACGGGGAGUCUGCGGGUCACCAAUCCUGAUGAGUCUGAUGAGGAUCGGGAUGAUGAAGUCGGUCAACCUUCCGAAAUGGAGAGCGAUUAUUCGAAGAGCGUCGCCUCGGCGGGAAUAUCUGACAAUGAGGACGAAAAGCUUCCGUCACCUCCUGGGCGGACUGAGGUGCCAGUGGCUGGAUUUGAGAAAGUAGAUGUGGGGUUGGAGAGGUCAGAGUUAUCUGGUGUCGAAUUGUAUGAUGAGAAUUGGAGUGGCACUCCCAACGAGAACAAGUUUGUAAAGCCAGAGACGAUACGCAGCGUAGUCAGUACCCCUGAACCGACACCGGUGCCGUCGAACCCUUUUAUCCUACCCUCACCCUUUUCUUCCCCAAAUCCGUCCCUAGCAAGUAUUCCGACACUGUCCCGCUCCCACACAUCCCUAACAGAGUCCGUUUUCUCGCAGGGGUCGCUGGACGGGUUGUACCAUGAUCUCUGUGUCAGAGGAUUAGGGUUGGAUGAGCUAGCAGGAAAAUAUCAAGGCGCUCCACCUCCCGUGGAUCCGACCCCAGUUACGGUCACACCCGCUGAUCAGUGGCGUUGGAACGUGGCAAAGGCUUUGGAAGCCACAACGAAUGCACGACACCACCGACCCAAUCCGACGCCUAUGCGAUGGAGGGAGAAACCAUCAAGGGUGAGCACGAGUGUUUGGUCGUUGCAUGAUGGAUUUGUGGAUGCGGUAGGGCAGGACGGAUUGGAGGAGGUGGUGGAGUUUGCAUUUGGUGUUGAUGGGAGGAAUUAGGAUUGCGCAUGUACAUUUGGGUGGGGCUUGCGCCUUUGUGUAAUUCAUAUCAUUUAGUAGUAGUAGUCUGUAAACUAAGCAAGUGGUUUUCUAUCCAAUUCAUUUUUUCUGUAACUACAACAUGGAACUUGUAAGAAGUCGA
Molecule: messenger RNA, 2885 nt
Organism: Spizellomyces punctatus DAOM BR117
Lineage: Eukaryota; Fungi; Chytridiomycota; Chytridiomycetes; Spizellomycetales; Spizellomycetaceae
Exons: 2
Coding region: 11-2743 (910 amino acids)
Source: RefSeq, a predicted model, not a curated record